GAGCGAGCGGGGCGCGGCGAGGGGCGCGGCGGGGAGGGCCCCGGCGUGCGGAGCGGGCGCCGGGGAGGCACGCUGGGCGGCCGCUCGUCCUCGCCUUCGGGUGUCCAUGCCUCCGCGGCCGCGCCCCGCUCCGCAGCGAGCGGCCUGCGAGCUGUAGCCAUGGCCGCUGUGGCCGUCCUCCGGAACGACUCGCUGCAGGCCUUCCUCCAGGACCGCACCCCCAGCGCCUCCCCGGACCUGGGCAAGCACUCGCCUCUGGCGCUGCUGGCCGCCACCUGUAGCCGAAUCGGCCAGCCCGGCGCGGCGGCGCCUCCGGACUUCCUGCAGGUGCCCUACGACCCCGCGCUGGGCUCGCCUUCCAGGCUUUUCCACCCGUGGACCGCCGACAUGCCGGCGCACUCGCCGGGCGCGCUGCCGCCCCCGCACCCCAGCCUGGGGCUGACGCCACAGAAAACGCACCUGCAGCCGUCCUUCGGGGCUGCGCACGAGCUGCCGCUCACACCCCCAGCCGACCCCUCCUACCCCUACGAGUUCUCGCCAGUCAAGAUGCUGCCCUCGAGCAUGGCGGCUCUGCCCGCCAGCUGCGCGCCCGCCUACGUGCCCUACGCGGCGCAGGCCGCGCUGCCGCCCGGCUACUCCAACCUGCUGCCCCCGCCGCCGCCGCCGCCCCCGCCGCCCACCUGCCACCAGCUGUCCCCCAACCCGGCCCCCGACGACCUCCCGUGGUGGAGCAUCCCGCAGGCGGGCGCUGGGCCGGGGGCCCCGGGAGUUCCGGGGGGCGGCCUCUCCGGCGCCUGUGCAGGAGGGCCCCACGCGCCCCGUUUCCCUGCCUCAGCGGCUGCCGCUGCCGCCGCCGCCGCCGCCCUGCAACGGGGCCUGGUGUUGGGCCCGUCGGACUUUGCGCAGUACCAGAGCCAGAUCGCUGCGUUGCUGCAGACCAAGGCCCCCCUGGCGGCCACGGCCAGGAGGUGCCGCCGCUGCCGCUGCCCCAACUGCCAGGCGGCGGGCGGCGCCCCCGAGGCGGAGCCAGGCAAGAAGAAACAGCAUGUGUGCCACGUGCCGGGCUGCGGCAAGGUGUACGGCAAGACGUCGCACCUGAAGGCGCACCUGCGCUGGCACACAGGCGAGCGGCCCUUCGUGUGCAACUGGCUCUUUUGCGGCAAGAGCUUCACGCGCUCAGACGAGCUGCAGCGGCACCUGCGGACUCACACGGGCGAGAAGCGCUUCGCCUGCCCCGAGUGCGGCAAGCGCUUCAUGCGCAGCGACCACCUCGCCAAGCACGUCAAGACGCACCAGAAUAAGAAGCUCAAAGUUGCUGAGGCUGGAGUUAAGAGGGAGGAUCCUCGGGACCUGUGAGCCCAGCCGGAGCGCCCUUGAGACCACUCCUGCCUCGGACCCCCUUCCCAGCACCUAUGUGGGAGAUCCCGGGGCCUUCGAGCAGCCGGCAGAGGGGAAACUCAGCAGACGGCCUGUCCGCUGCGCCCCUCCCAAUGUGGAGCCAGGCUCCCAGCUUCCUGGGUCCUCGGACACAGGGACCCAGUUCCCAGGAGUAGCGAGGGAAGGAGGGUAGGAAGCUGGGGCCAUUUGGGUCAUGGCUUGGAGCCCUGUUUACGCCAGGGCGGUUCCAAACUCUGAACCGUUCCCACCAUCUGGGCGACUGACAGUUUGGGGGCACCAUCCUGGGCUGGCCUUGUAUAUAGGAAGCGCUGCUGAAUUAAAAUGGAAGGAUCCCGGGAGAUUUGAAAUCGUGCUCGGGUUUUGGUUUGGGCAUUGUACAGGUUAUUUAAUAGCUUUGUUAAAGAAUAAUAAUAUUGAUAAAAGUGUUACUUUCGUCCUCAGCUCCAUGCAGAGCUACAGCAUGAUAUGUCUCUGUAAAGUGAUCAGCAGUUACAGCGUGAAAAUAAAUACGUUAACUCCGGGUCAUCUCGGGAAAACCCCGCUGA
Molecule: messenger RNA, 1943 nt
Organism: Microcebus murinus (gray mouse lemur)
Lineage: Eukaryota; Metazoa; Chordata; Mammalia; Primates; Cheirogaleidae
Gene: SP5
Product: Sp5 transcription factor
Biological process (GO): regulation of transcription by RNA polymerase II
Molecular function (GO): DNA-binding transcription factor activity, RNA polymerase II-specific; RNA polymerase II cis-regulatory region sequence-specific DNA binding
Source: RefSeq, a predicted model, not a curated record